UAUCUGUCAGUGCUGUGAGAGCAGUAAGAGCAGUAACAGUGAGUCUCUCUCUCUCUGAGGAUUCCUGUCGCUCCAUCCUCUCAUACCUGUCCAACAGGUGUAUCCGGCUGACGCGCUGUGACGCGCUCUGAGGCAGAGGAGGAAGAGGAAGAGGAGGAAGAGGAGGAGGAAGGCUCCAGCUAGGGGGUCAUUCAUGGUGAUCUAUGGGUGAGUGUCUGCGCAACAAGUGCCCGUGUCUGGUCGCACUAUGGCAGAGAAUUACAGGUGAGAAGAAGCCUCCUGCAGCAGAAGGAGGAGGAGGAGGAGGAGGAGGAGGAGGUGAGGAAGAGGAGACACCACCGAGCCCGGGGCUCCAGGACCGAGCCCCGGAGAGCGGGUCCUUCUACACGGCUCUGUGGCCGUUCGAGUCCCGCCACGCCGACGAGCUGUCGUUCCUGGAGGGAGAUCUGUUCAGCGUCAUCAGCCGAACCGGAGACUGGUGGACCGCGAGGAAGAUCGAUAAGAACGGGUGCGUGCUGAACACCGGGAUCGUUCCCAAGAACUACCUGGACCGGGCCGAGUCUCUGAGGAUGCAACCAUGGUUCUUUGGGACAAUGAACCGCUUUGAGGCCCAAAGCCACCUGCUGGGACAAGGAAAUGACAACGGAUCCUUCCUCAUCCGAUGUAGCGAGAAAGACGACAUUGGAUACGUUCUUUCAGUGAGGUCCAGCAGUCGGGUGAAGCACUUCAAGGUCCUCAAGACGGAGGAGAGUAAUUAUCACGUGGAGUACAACCACCACUUCGACUCUCUGAUCGACUUGGUGGAGCACUACUGCGUCAACAGCCUGAACAACACCGGCAACCUGGGAAACCCCUGCAAGAGGAAAAAGCCCAACACUCCAGAUCUGAGUCAUUUUACGGUGGAUGAGUGGGAGCUCCCCAAAGAGGAGUUCACCCUGGAGGAGGAGCUGGGCAGCGGCUACUUCGCCAGCGUCUACCGGGGACGCUGGAAAAACUACAUCAACGUCGCCAUCAAGAUCAUCAAAAGUGACUCGGAGUUGAACCACCGUGAAUUUCACAGGGAAGUUCAGAUCCUGAAGAGUCUCCGCCAUCGCCACCUCAUCUCUCUGUUUGCCAUCUGCACAGCCUCGGCCCCGUACUACAUCAUCACCGAGCUGAUGGAGAAAGGCUCUCUGCUCAGCUUCCUCAGAGGUCCGGAGGGUCAGAAUCAAGACGUCGCGUCACUCGUUGAUAUGGGUGCCCAGGUGGCUGAUGGGAUGUCGUACCUGGAGGAGCAGAACAGCAUCCACAGAGAUUUGGCGGCUCGAAACGUGCUGGUGGGAGAGGACUACAUCUGUAAGGUGGCCGACUUUGGACUGGCCCGAGUGAUCAAGGAGCCGUUCUACAUCACAGAAGAUAAAAAGAUUCCCUACAAGUGGAGCGCCCCGGAGGCCAUCAGCCACGGGAAGUUCUCCAACAAGACAGACGUCUGGUCUUUUGGUGUCUUGCUCUAUGAGAUCAUCACCUGUGGCAGCACUCCUUACCCAGCCUUCAGCAACCAGGAAGCGUACCAGCAGGUUACCAGCGGUUACAGGAUGCCGUGUCCGGCCAAGUGUCCCGACUUCCUCUACAAAGUCAUGCUGAAGUGUUGGAGCACGGAUCCCGCCGACAGGCCCGACUUCAAGUUCCUCAAGAACAAACUGGACAGCAGCUCCUACGAGAUGGAGUGACCGCCACGCCUGACUUCCUGCAGUUCAGCCUGAGCACCACAGCGGGGCGGCAGAGAGUCCGACUCGGAGCAGGAGCUCUUAUUUAUAGAAACAUUUUACAGGCUCGUGCAUAGAAAGACUUUGAUUGUGUGUUUGCAAUGUGCAAACCUGCAAAACUGCAAACCUGCAAAGCCUGGUGUAUUUUAUUCCGUCCACUAGGCCUGCAACUAUUAAGAUUACUUUCAUUAUUGAUUCAUCUGAUGAGUUUUUUUAGAGCUGAAAACAUUCCAAAAAUGAAUGGACAACUUUUUUUUUUAUAAUUAAUUAACAAUUUCCGUCUUAUUUUAAGCAAAACUGUAAAUAACUCUGGUUCCAGCUUGUACAAUGUGAGAGUUUGGUGGUUUAUUUGGAUCUUCUGUGAUAAUAAAAUGAAAUAUUUUUGGGUUUUAGUCCGUUGCUAAGA
Messenger RNA from Sebastes umbrosus (honeycomb rockfish), 2151 nucleotides. It is a transcript of the gene ptk6b, whose product is annotated as PTK6 protein tyrosine kinase 6b. Lineage: Eukaryota; Metazoa; Chordata; Actinopteri; Perciformes; Sebastidae. Gene Ontology annotation, biological process: cell differentiation; cell surface receptor protein tyrosine kinase signaling pathway; protein phosphorylation. Gene Ontology annotation, molecular function: non-membrane spanning protein tyrosine kinase activity; signaling receptor binding; ATP binding. The transcript has 8 exons. Gene Ontology annotation, cellular component: extrinsic component of cytoplasmic side of plasma membrane. Bases 204 to 1709 code for a protein of 501 amino acids. The record is from RefSeq and is a predicted model, not a curated record.